Gilbertella persicaria is the source of this 401-nucleotide messenger RNA. RefSeq lists its product as uncharacterized. Bases 115 to 312 code for a protein of 65 amino acids. The record is from RefSeq and is a predicted model, not a curated record. Gene Ontology annotation, biological process: protein secretion. The transcript has 2 exons. Lineage: Eukaryota; Fungi; Mucoromycota; Mucoromycetes; Mucorales; Choanephoraceae.
GGCUUAUUUGUCAAAGAAAAGAAAGCCUUUAUAUUUUUAAAACUACGAUAGCUUAAUAAUAAUUAAAAAAAAAGUACCCUUGAUUAUAAUUAUUAUUAUUUUUCUUCUUCUAUUAUGUCUACACCUGUCAAAUACGAAUACCUUAUAUCAAAAUCAGGUGACCUUCUCUUUUCAGUCACAGUAGGUACUUUGGCUUACUUUUUAAAUGAACGCGAUAACCCAAGAGCACAAAAUGGAAAGACAUUACUUGAGCUAGUAUCAAGAGCAAGACAAAGAAAGAUUCAACAAAGAGAAACCAACCGAAAACUGUAAAUAAUAAUAAUAAUAAUAAUAAUAAUAAAAAAGACGACAAGAACGAUAAGCGGCAUAAAUCAUAUGCAACGCCUUUUUUUAUUACCGAG